Messenger RNA from Nothobranchius furzeri (turquoise killifish), 1383 nucleotides. RefSeq names its product ankyrin repeat domain 22 (gene ankrd22). NCBI's taxonomy places the organism in Eukaryota, Metazoa, Chordata, Actinopteri, Cyprinodontiformes, Nothobranchiidae. Gene Ontology annotation, molecular function: protein binding. The record is from RefSeq and is a predicted model, not a curated record.
CCAGACCCGGUACCGAACGGAACACGAAGCCGGUCCAAAGAGCUUUGGUCCCGAAGCUGUCAGAUAGCCUACCAGAUAUGGAACUCCGACAGGAGAGGUUUGGGUGAAGCUACAAAGAUCCACAGACAGCUGAUGGUGGUUUCAAAGAUCGUAUUUUAGCACAGAUGUGCCUGUAAUCUUCCGGUGACGCAAGGCGCAUGCGCAGAGCUGCUUUCACAAAGAGGAGGCAAACUGAGCCAGCCUGCCAGGCUGCAUAUAAUGGGGACACCCGUCAGCUCUACAGCAUUCUGAAAAACGACCCGACCUGUCUAGACAUUCAGGACAAGCACACCGGUGACACACCCCUCAUCGCUGCCUGUCGCCGUGGUAACUUGAAUGUGGUGAAUUACCUGCUGAAAAACAAAGCCAAUGUCCACCUGACCAAUAAGAAACACAGGACAUGUCUUCAUUACGUGUCCAGAAGAACCUUCUCUUUUCUGGACUACCUGAUGAUCGCCAUCUUGAUGCCCAUCCUCUUGCUUGGAUACUUCAUCAUGCUGCAGAAACAGAGGACGAGUGAGGAGCUGAUGAAGACCUUGCUGAACAGCAGAGUCGACGUCAAUGCUGUCGACUAUAAAGGAAACUCAGCUCUUCACUACGUCUGUCUGAGAAAAAGUCAUCGUCUAGUUCCUCUGCUGCUGCAGCAAGAUGCCAAAACCGACAUCAGGAAUAAAGGCGGAGAAACCCCUCUAGACGUCGCUCGGAGACUGAAGUUCAUAAAGAUCAUCGACAUGUUGAGGAAGUCUGACUGAUGAACAGACAUGUUAAUCGAUCUAGUUACUUAGAUCAUCAAUGCCAAAACACAGAACAUGGAGCUGGGCUAGGCUAACAAUUAUUUUCUGUUUCAUAAAUGCUAUGCUGUUAGCUCCACCCAGUGCCAUUCCAGCCUCUUGAUUGGUGGCUGCAGAAUACUUAAUUUUUGGCACCAUGGACCACAAGUUUUGAGGUUUAAUGCCUAUUAUUCUGAUUUAUUAUUGCCUCUGUUGUAGAUUUUAGCCAUUUUGUUUUUGUAUUUCAUUGAGCCUUCUGAACCUUGGUAUGUUAGGGUUCAGAACUGUUGGAAACAUUACAGAAACCAUCAAAGCUAUAAAAUAAAAAACACACAGAAAAGUGGAAAGAUUUAUUACAUUUUAACACAUUUUUAUUGAACCCAAGAUUAGUGUUUUCUGUUGGUGUUCUGCUAUUCAGACUUUGACACUAUGAACUAAUGAAACUGAGUCUGAGAUGAAUCGAGGUUUUGUCUGUAUGGGAUGUUUAUCUUGUGGUUUUGGUCCUCUUCGUCUUGCUCCAAACAUCUAAUUGAUCUAGGCUGCAUAGAAUUUUAUUAAACAUUUUGUAGCGUCA